GCCCCAUGCGUUUACUAGGAAUCCGCCUACAUGCAUACCUGGAAAAGAACUGCAUGAAAAUUGAUGGAAAGGUCCAGUCUACCCUAUGAUUUCUGGGAAUGAAUCGACUUGGUGCCAAAACGAAUUAUUUCCCCUUUUCAGAAGUGUCAAACCGGUCUUUGAUUAGCUGCAUUGUCUCUUUAGUGAGCCAAAAGACUUGCCAUCUGGAGGAAGGCCCGUUGCGUCCCAGGGGCGACUUCUUCAAGCCCGGAGAUCCUUCCGACGGAUAACACCAAUCGUUGCAAGUCUGCCACCUAAACCAAAUUCGCGAGAAGAAGAUGGAAAAGAAGAAAUUUGUGUUCCAACUGGAUACGCCCUACUCGGCAGUUCUCUGGCCACAAGUGACUUCUGAAGAUCAAGAUACGAUCCUGGAGCUUCUCUGCAGUCUUCUUUCUCCGCUGGGACAAUACCGGUCGCGGCACAUUCAGCCGUCGAAGGGCAAGCGGGCUAGUAAACGCAAGCGCAGGGAGGCUGGGGUAGCAGAAGCCGAACCGACUUCGCCGCCAGCUCCCGAGAUUUCAACAUAUGUCGAUGUGGGUCUCGCCGCAAUCACUCGCCAUUUGCAUAGUAUGGCCGCAGGAGGAGAUAAGUCAGCUCCGGUGGCGGCUUCCGACUUAGAACCGUCCGCUCAAAAAACAAGUGGCCUCUACUAUACCGCAAUCUUCUUGGCUCGGGCAGGCCAAUCGAGUACUCUAACCAACCACCUCCCACAGAUGGUGGCUGUGGCCUCAGAAACCCAUCCUUCGAGGCCUCCCACGAGGCUAGUUGGGCUCUCCAAAGCCUGCCAAGAUCGGCUAUCUGAGUGCAUUGGAAUUCCAUGCGCGUCCUGCAUAGGGCUCCGUGAAGAUGCUCCAAACUCCAAGGCGCUCAUUGACUUCAUCCGCGAACACGUUCCUGUCAUUGAUGUACCUUGGCUGAAGGAGGCUCAAAAGACGGCGCACUUGGAAACGAAGAUCGAAACUAUUCAGACAUUUGUAGGCCAGAGACGGCAGGGAAGGCAAUCGAGAUGAAAGGAUAUGUCAAUCAACCAAAGGGGGCACUCAGAACUACAUCUACCGGAUUCAUCUCUAACUAGCUAGCACUUCCAUCAACAAAAACAACAAAAACAAGUCAGACCUGCUGGAUUAGGCAGUCGCCCCUUUUUCUCUGCCUGUAAAUUCAGCUCAGGAGUCUUGUGAGAGACUGUUAACAGUGUAAAAACAAUGGCUCGGGCUUGCAUUUAUAUGCAUACAUUUAUUUCCCUGGGUACUCGCAGACAUUCAUGGAGCCUAUGAGUUCUUCUUUCAGUUUCGAUAUCAUGAUGUGAUGAAGGCUGUCUUAGAUGGAGAAUCGUGGAUAAGAUCUCGGCAUUGUCGUUUUCUUUACGUGUUUGAGUUAUUUCACUAUUAUGUGACUCCAUGUACUCUGGUAGUUCGCAGCCUCUUCUCGUCAUGAUACACUAGACUUUCUGGUAUAUAUACAAGUAUAUAGCCCUGGG
Molecule: messenger RNA, 1516 nt
Organism: Pseudomassariella vexata
Lineage: Eukaryota; Fungi; Ascomycota; Sordariomycetes; Amphisphaeriales; Pseudomassariaceae
Exons: 3
Coding region: 318-1049 (243 amino acids)
Biological process (GO): nuclear-transcribed mRNA catabolic process, RNase MRP-dependent; tRNA processing; rRNA processing
Cellular component (GO): nucleolar ribonuclease P complex; ribonuclease MRP complex; cytosol
Molecular function (GO): ribonuclease MRP activity
Source: RefSeq, a predicted model, not a curated record